Stegastes partitus (bicolor damselfish) is the source of this 1407-nucleotide messenger RNA. Its product is annotated as protein phosphatase 1 regulatory subunit 37. NCBI's taxonomy places the organism in Eukaryota, Metazoa, Chordata, Actinopteri, Pomacentridae. The transcript is spliced from 11 exons. The record is from RefSeq and is a predicted model, not a curated record. The coding region runs from base 1 to 1407 and encodes 468 amino acids. Gene Ontology annotation, molecular function: protein binding.
AUGACUCGCUGUAGUGACAAUGAUGAGGAGACUGAUGACAGCACAGAGAAAGCCAACAAAAACCAGAGGAAGAGAAGUAAAGGAGAAAAGCAUGUGUCUUUUCCCCCUGAUGAACAGAUAGUGUCAGGCUUUGCUGAACACAGGACCACUGACAGAAAUGCUGACAGCUGCCUCACCUUGACAGAGGUAAUGGUGGCCUACCAGCAGAGCUGCAGCAGACACCAGGUCCAACCCAGAGAGCACAUCCUGCAGCAGCUCCAGCAGGGUGUGUGUGUAGGUGGCAGCAUGGAAUGUCUGGAUCUCAAAGGUGAGCGAUUAGACCACCGCUCCUGUGAAGCUCUGGAAGUCGUCCUGAAAUCGCUGCACUUUGAUUUCAUCAAUCUGCAGGCAGCCCAACUGGAAGAAAAUGGAGCAUCGUCCUUGCUGGAUAUGAUUUUAUACUAUGAAUCUACAACACAUCUUGACAUUUCUGACAACAGCAGUAUGGGAACAUCGGGUUGGAGGGCCCUUGCUCAUUUGAUAAAGCAGAGUGUGCGACUGUCCAGACUGGAUGUAUGUAAUGUGCCUGUGGUUGACUAUCCCGCCCAGUCUCUAUCUAAAGCUCUGCUGACCAGCCGGCUCACAGUGCUACACCUUCACAAUGCCCAGCUCAGCGGCAUGCCUCUAUACACACUAGCUGGUACACUGAAGACAAACAGAGCUUUGAAAGAGCUUCACCUUACCAACAACCUGUUGAAUAGCUACCAGGAUGCCUUGCAGCUGGGAGACCUGCUACGAUACAACACUACUUUGCAGACACUGGAGCUUAGCAACAAUGCUAUAGCAGAUGCUGGCUUGGAAGAACUCUGUGAUGGUCUGAGGUGGCAGACAGCAGGUCUGAAGGUCUUACUGCUGAGGGACAACCAGAUCACUGUAAAAGGCAUGGAUCAUCUGGCCAAGGCUCUGCCAGUGCUGAAGGUCCUGCAGGUCCUGGAUUUGGGGGAGAACCACCUGGGUAACAAAGGGAUUCAGGUCAUCAGGGAGCCUCUGAUGGUGAACUGCUCAGUGCUGCAGCUUGGCCUGGCCCAAGCAAACAUCACCUGUGAAGGUGCUGUGGCACUGGCUGAGUUCCUCGCAGAGAGCCGUCAGAUUCAGAGACUGGACCUCCGUCAGAACGACGUGAAGGUCGGAGGCCUGAUGGCCCUCAGUCUGGCCCUUCGAAUCAACCGCUCUCUGGCCAGUCUGGAUGUGGACCACACACCCUCACAGGAGCAGGAUGAGUUUCUGAAGGAGACUCAGACAAGACUUCAGACGGAGAUCACACAGCGCUGCCUUGCCAAUGCCAGCAGCUCCGGCCGAGCUACAGAAACCUCUGAGGCCGCAACUGCCAAGGCCGACCGACGGGCCGACAGCAUGACUACAGCCUGA